GUAGAUUUGAAGUUUCGCCAUUUUAAAGAGCCAGAGUCGAUUCUAUACGGAUUCUAAAUGUGUUCCAUUGGAAGCUUUAUAAAAGAUAAGCCAAUAAUUUACGAGUAAAUUAAACUCCGGUGGAGUUUGUGAAUGAGUCAGUGCUGGACAUCAGAUUCUGGUUCAUCAUGGAUGACACACUAACAUCCACAGAUGAAGAUUUGUCUCCAGGAUGCAGUUCGGUUGAUCAGAAGAGAUCAGAAGCAGAGUCCAGCUGUGUGUCUCUGAGGAGUGAUGUGUCUAUGGAACGUCCAGUGCAUUUUAAGAGUGGAGAUACACAGACUGAUCUCAGUUCAGUUCAUCAGAAGAGAUCAGAGUCCAGCUGUGUUUCUAUGAGGAGUGACACAUCAUUAGAUUAUAAGAGUGAAGAAACAAAGACUGAUCCCAGUCAUGAAGUCCUGAACACGUUCAGAUCAAAUCUGCUGAAGAAGUUUGAGCGUCUUUAUGAGGGUACAGCGACACAGGGAAACACAACACUCCUGAAUGAGAUCUACACAGAGCUCUACAUCACAGAGAGUGAGAGUGGAGAGAUCAGUAAUGAGCAUGAGGUGAGACAGAUCGAGACACAAUCCAGGAGAGAAGCAACCGAGGACACAGCCAUCAAAUGCAGUGACAUCUUUAGACCUUUACCUGGACAAGACAAAGCCAUCAGAACUGUGCUGACAAAGGGAGUCGCUGGCAUCGGAAAAACAGUCUCUGUGCAGAAGCUGAUCCUGGACUGGGCUGAAGGGAAAGAGAAUCAGGACGUCCAGCUCAUAUUUCCACUUCCUUUCAGAGAAAUCAAUCUGAUGAAGGACACAACACUCAGUCUUUCAGAUCUUCUUCAUGUCUUUUUCCCUGAAACUAAAGAAAUGGAAAUAUCCAGUGAUGAAUAUAAAGUGUUGUUCAUCUUUGAUGGUCUGGAUGAGUGUCGUCUGUCUCUGGACUUUAAGAGUAAAGUGAAACUGUGUAAUAUAUCUGAAUCAGCCUCAGUGGACGAGCUGCUGAUGAACCUCAUUGUUGGGAAUCUGCUUCCCUCUGCUCUCAUCUGGAUCACCUCCAGACCAGCAGCAGCUGAUCUCGUCCCCUCUAGGUGUAUACAUCGAGUUACAGAGGUACGAGGCUUCAAUGAGCCACAGAAGGAGGAAUACUUCAGGAAGAGAAUCAGUGAUCAGAGUCUGGCCGACAGGAUCAUCUCACACCUGAAGUCCUCAAGGAGCCUCUACAUCAUGUGCCACAUCCCAGUGUUCUGCUGGAUCUCAGCCGCUGUUCUGGAGAAGAUGUUGAGUCGAGCAGAGAGUGGAGAGAUUCCCAAGACUCUCACUCAGAUGUACACACGCUUCCUGAUCCUUCAGACCGACAUCAAACAUGAGAAGGACUAUGAGAAGAAGGUGACAGAUGAAGACAUGAUCCUCAAACUGGGGAAAAUGGCUUUUGAGCAGCUUGUGAAAGGAAACCUGAUCUUCUACGAGGAAGACCUGAGAGAGUGUGGCAUUGAUGUGACAGAAGCAUCAGUGUACUCAGGAUUGUGCACUCAGAUCUUCAGAGAGGAGUUGGGCUUGUAUCAGGGGAAAGUCUUCAGCUUUGUUCAUCUGAGCAUUCAGGAACAUCUAGCAGCUCUAUAUGCACACCUCUCCUGGACAAACAACAACAGAAAUGUGUUGAAGCCAAUCACCAAACAGGCUAAAGUAAAGGACUCAAUUCGACUUUCAUUAUCUGUGCUGCAUCAGAGAGCUGUGAAUGAGGCUCUAAAGAGUAAAAAUGGACAUCUGGAUCUUUUCCUGCGGUUCCUUCUGGGUUUGUCAGUGGAGUCUCAUCAGAUUCUCCUGCAAAAAAUAAUGAAGCUGAAAAGAAUCAGCUCUGACAGCAAUGAGAAAACAGUUGAGUACAUCAAGAUAAAGAUCAGGUUCAUUAACUCUCCAGAGAAAUCCAUCAAUCUGUUCCACUGUCUGAAUGAACUGGGUGAUCAUUCACUAGUGAAGGAAAUACAACAGUAUCUGAAAUCUGGAACAAUAAAGGAGGCCAAACUCUCUUCAUCUCAGUGGUCAGCUGUAGGUUUUGUAUUGCUGACAUCAGAGGAAAAGCUGGACGUGUUUGAUAUUAAUGAAUUUGUAGGAGAAAACAAUAAAGCUGAAAAACUGAAUGUUCUUCAGUAUCUGCUGCCUGUGAUUAAAGUUCAUUUGAUUCAUUGUGGCAUCACAGAUAAAGAUUGUGCUGCUCUGACUCCAGUUCUGAGAUCAAACCCUUCACAGAUGAGAAAUCUGGAUCUGUCUAAUAAAACAAUCAGAGAUUCAGGAGUGAAGCUUCUCUCUGUUGUACUGGAGGAUCCUCAAUGUAAACUGGAGACACUGAGGUUGAGUGAUUGUGGUGUCACAGAUGAAGGUUGUGCUGCUCUGUGUUCAGCUCUGAGAUCAAACCCCUCACACCUGACACUUCUGGAUCUGUCUGGGAAUAAUUUAGAAGACUCUGGAGUCACACUGCUGUCUGCUGUACUGGAGGAUCCUCUCUGUAAACUGGAGAAACUGGGGUUGAGUGAUUGUGGUGUCACAGAUGAAGGUUGUGCUGCUCUGUCUUCAGCUCUGAGAUCAAACCCCUCACACCUGAGAGAACUGUAUCUGUCUCUGAAUAAACUAGAAGACUCUGGAGUCACACUGCUGUCUGCUGUACUGGAGGAUCCUCGCUGUAAACUGGAGACACUGGGGUUGAGUGAUUGUGGUGUCACAGAUGAAGGUUGUGCUGCUCUGUGUUCAGCUCUGAGAUCAAACCCCUCACACCUGACACUUCUGGAUCUGUCUAAGAAUAAACUAGAAGACUCUGGAGUCACACUGCUGUCUGCUGUACUGGAGGAUCCUCGCUGUAAACUGCAGAUACUGGGGUUGUAUAAAUGUGGUGUCACAGAUGAAGGUUGUGCUGCUCUGUCUUCAGCUCUGAGAUCAAACCCCUCACACCUGAGAGAACUGUAUCUGUCUGAGAAUAAACUAGAAGACUCUGGAGUGACACUGCUGUCUGCUGUACUGGAGGAUCCUCGCUGUAAACUGGAGAAACUGUGGUUGAGUAAGUGUGGUGUCACAGAUGAAGGUUGUGCUGCUCUGUGUUCAGCUCUGAGAUCAAACCCCUCACACCUGAGAGAACUGAGUCUGUCUCUGAAUAAACUAGAAGACUCUGGAGUCACACUGCUGUCUGCUGUACUGGAGGAUCCUCACUGUAAACUGGAGAAACUGCGGUAAGAUCAUCUCUCUGAUAGUCAUGUGUCUUUGUCCUUUAAAAUACAUUUAAGACUAAAAUCAGCUUGUAAAAUAAAUGUUCAGUAAACACAUUAAAUCUCAGCACAAAUGUCUGAAGAAGUUCAUUUCAUUCAUCUUCAUCACAUCACAUGACCUGCUGCUCCUGUUUUUGACCCUCCAAACAUUUACUGGAUCUUCAGUUGUUUCUGCUAGCUUCAGAUGAACAUUAAUGUGUAAAAUAAUGAG
Molecule: messenger RNA, 3488 nt
Organism: Carassius auratus (goldfish)
Lineage: Eukaryota; Metazoa; Chordata; Actinopteri; Cypriniformes; Cyprinidae
Product: NACHT, LRR and PYD domains-containing protein 12-like
Exons: 11
Coding region: 168-3245 (1025 amino acids)
Molecular function (GO): protein binding
Source: RefSeq, a predicted model, not a curated record